CCGGCCCUAUUUAUGAGCGGCCUUAUGCCAACCAGCGACGCUACUCUCUUCUACCAGGGAAAUACUGAGAGCCAGCUGAAUGACCGACAGCUCAUUGUCCCAUCGGGAGGAACGCUUGGUGGAGGGUCGUCGAUCAAUCUUAUGAUGUAUUCUCGAGCGCAGCGUGUUGACUUUGACUCGUGGAAGACUCCUGGCUGGGCCACGGAGGAGAUGAUACCUUAUUUAAAGAGACUCGAGACAUAUCAUGGCCCAGACCCACAUGCCAUCCACGGAUCAAACGGACCGAUCAACGUAUCUGGCGGCACAUAUCGUGCAACUCGAUCAGAGCAAGACUUUAUCGACGCUGCAGCUAAAAUCGGCUACCCCGAGAUCAAAGACCUAGCGGCUUUGGAUUUCAACAACGGCGUUCAGCGCGCACUGCGCUAUAUAUCUCCGGAAGGAAAGCGCCAGGACGUAGCGACGACAUACCUACAUCCAAAACUGCAGAGUGGCAAGUAUCCGAACUUGCAUGUUGUUGUGGAAAGUCAGGUCAAGCGGGUGCUUUUUGAGGGGAAGAAGGCGACCGGUGUUGAGUUUAGACCGAACUCAAAGAUUCAUCCAGGCGGUACUGCACGCGUGGUAAAGGCCAAGAAAAUGGUAGUCGUCUCCUGUGGAGCUCUGGGUUCGCCGUCAGUCUUGGAAAGAUCUGGCGUCGGCAGUCCCGAGAUCCUAAAGAAGGCCAAGAUAGAUAUAGUCACCGACCUUCCAGGCGUAGGUGCCAACUACCAAGAUCACCACCUACUUGUCUACCCAUACCUGUCCAGCCUGGACGAGCACGAAACGGUCGAUGCACUGGUUGGCGGUCGCCUAGAUCCGACCAAACUGAUCAAAGACAACGCGCCCAUUCUCGGCUGGAAUGCAAUGGACACCACAUGCAAGCUGCGACCCACUGAGUCCGACGUUGCGCAGUUAGGUCCAGACUUUGAACGCGUGUGGAACUCAGAGUUCAAAACCCAGCCAAACAAGCCGCUUGCGCUGGGCUCUCUUAUUAACGGAUUUCCGGGCGACCCUUCUCUCGUCCCAGCAGGUCAGUACCUCGCCAUGUCCGUCUUCACCGGCUAUCCAUACAGCCGGGGAUCGAUCCACGUCACCGGGCCCGAGAUCGACGACAAGCUGGACUUCAACACGGGCUUCUUCUCAGACCCACUUGGUGUGGAUGUGAAGAAACACGUGUGGAUUUACAAAAAGCAGCGCGAGAUCUUCAGGCGCAUGAAGACGUGUCGUGGUGAGCUACCGGGCGGGCAUCCGACUUUUCCGCCUGGGUCCAGUGCGGUAUAUAUUCCGCCGAGCAAUGAAUCAAAAGAGGAUAUCCAGGAUAUCGUGUACUCGGCAGAAGAUGAUAGGAUCAUUGAAGAAUGGGCGCGUGGACAUGUGGAGACGACGUGGCAUUCCAUGGGGACGUGCAAGAUGGCGCCGCGGGAGGAGGGCGGCGUUGUAGAUGAGCGAUUGAAUGUGUAUGGAUUGGAGGGGCUCAAGGUAGUUGAUCUGAGCAUUCCGCCUCUGAAUGUUGCUGCGAAUACGAUGAAUACAGCGGUGGCUAUUGCGGAGAAGGCUGUGGAUAUGAUUAUUGAAGACUUGGGUUUAAGAGCUGCAUAGGCGAGUCGUGUUUCGCUAGAGGGCCUUGAGGUUAUCUUUUUGCGCAGCUCCAGGACUCGUUCAAUGAACCCCUGUAGGUUUAAUCAAUUCACGUAUUUUCCGCCA
This is a messenger RNA of Parastagonospora nodorum SN15, 1740 nucleotides long. RefSeq lists its product as hypothetical. Bases 13 to 1635 code for a protein of 540 amino acids. NCBI's taxonomy places the organism in Eukaryota, Fungi, Ascomycota, Dothideomycetes, Pleosporales, Phaeosphaeriaceae. The record is from RefSeq and is a predicted model, not a curated record. Gene Ontology annotation, molecular function: oxidoreductase activity, acting on CH-OH group of donors; flavin adenine dinucleotide binding. The transcript is spliced from 3 exons.